CAAAUGGUGAGAAAUAAAAAAUUUGCAAAGUACUUUUUAAGUUUGUUUUUUGUUUAAAUUUAAUAUAUGUGUUGAAGUGAAUUGAACGUUUAUUUCUGUGUAAAAAAAAAUAAUAAUAAAACAUUGAAAACUACGUAAAUUUAGUGCUAAUGGUGAAGAUUUUUAAAAUUUAACAAUGAAUAGGCAGCCAUUACAAUCCUUUGGUAAUAUGCAACUAGUUAAGACCUUAGGGGAGGGAGCUUUCGGUGAAGUCCACUUAUGGAAGCACUCUCAAACUGGAAAGGAAUUCGCCACCAAACGUUUAAAGAAAAAUCCACAUUUAAACGCCGAUGAAAUAAGCAUAAUGCACAAACGUUGGCAUCAAGAAUACAAAUGGAUGCAAAAUCUACAAACACCACAUAUUGUAAGAUCUGCUGAUAUAAAUGAUGAGGAGUUUCUUAAAUAUUUAGCGAAUGGCAAUCAUAUAGAAAAUUCAUUGCCCGUUAUUAUAAUGGAAUAUUGUAAUGGUGGCGAUUUGAGAAGGCAACUAAAUCAUGUAGAAAAUGUUAAUGGUCUCAAAGAGUAUGAAAUACAUAAAAUUUUGUAUGCUCUACUUUGUGCGAUCGAGUAUUUGCAUCAAGUGUGUAAUAUUGAACAUCGUGAUAUUAAGCCAGAAAAUAUUGUUUUACAUAUAGAGGGAAAUGAAAAGAUUUAUAAGCUCACCGAUUUCGGUUAUGCACGAGAAAUUCCAGACCAAACUAUAGCACAAAGUGUUGUUGGUACCCGCAACUAUGUAGCACCCGAAGUUAUUGAUCCUGGCAAUUAUACAGAAACUGUUGAUUAUUGGUCCAUUGGUGUAGUGGCUUAUGAGAUUAUUUGCGGCAAUCAUCCCUUCAUACCACAUCACACUUUUUUUACUCGCAUGACUAACAUAAAACGAAAAACACGAGAAUGCAUUGCUAUUGUAGAGGAUGUCUACAAUCCAAAUACAGAAAGUUUUAUUUUCAUUAAGCAUUUGCCAACUCAAAAUCAUUUCAGUCCAAUUUUAAAAACAAAAAUGGAAGAUUGGUUACGUUUAGCUUUGGAUAUUGAUUACAAAACAAGAGGUAGAAAUAAAAAUAAUGAAUUGAAAUUCUAUAGUGAUUUGCAUUCGAUAUUUGCGAAAAAAAUUGUUACAGUAUUUUCAUUAAAAACAUAUGAAAAAUUUUACUAUGACAUCGAAGCAUUCUCCAGUUUACAGCAUUUUUUUCAACGCAUUUCAUAUGAUACUCAAAUUGAAUUUAACAAUAUAUUCACAAUAAAUCCACCAUUGCAUCCAUGUAAAAAUAUACUAAAUCCCAUCGAUUAUUAUGUGCCAGAAUGGAGUGACACUAGUAAUCCUCUAAAUCCUCCUGUCAUGUUGUUUGUGGGCGAGUUUUUAAUACAAAGUGAUUUGAAUAUAAGCGAAGAAACAUAUUUCGAUAUAAGCGAUACAAUUAAAACCUGUAUGAAUAUCAAUCCACAUGAUGAAAAUAUUCCCCUAUGGUUGUUGCAGCAGUUUGAAAAAGACGUACAUUUCAUAUUAACCAAAGAACAACAUUAUUUAGAUUGUUAUCAAAUGGGUCUUCAGAAUUACGUAAUUGAAAUAGAAUAUAAUGUUUUUAAAUACAAAUAUGAAAUAGAGAAGCUUAAUAAAAAAACAUCAGAGCUCACAGGAGGUGUUAAAAAUUCGAAUAUAAUUUUAAAUGAAUUUCUAAAUAUUCCAAAUGGACAGAUUGCCGACUCAGCAAAAGAUAUGGCACAAAAGUUUAAUAUGAAUUGCCAAAAUUUUGAAGCCAAUAUUGUACCAAUGUUAAAUCGUUUAUACACACAAAUCUUACAAACUUUCCGAGAUUUGGCUAGCAGUACAAUUUAUAAAGAAAUCAGAGAAAAAGACAUUUUUGAACUCUCAAAAUACCGCAAGUAUCUUCAUGUUGAAUAUCCUCUUAAUCAGCGGUUAGAAAAUGCUCAAUGUGCUUUUGAUAAGUUAUUGCAAGAAUUUAAAAGUUUUACCAAGAGUAGUAAGUGGAAAGAAAUUCGUGAAAAAAUAAAUAAAAAUCUACAAUUAUACAAUAAUUUACGCCAAGAAGUUAACAAUGUAUUCAAUGAAAUGAUUCGAUUGGAAAAUGAACUAUAUGAAUAUACCAGAUCGAUGGUAAGACAUGCCAUGAACAAUACUAGAUUGACUUCGAGUAUGAUUGCUUUGGAUGGUACUAAUGAGCAGUAUUCAUUAAGUGCUUAUGAUUCAGAAACUCCGGAAUUGAUAAGCGAUUGUCAGUCCAUCAUCGAUGCUAUGCAGUCAUCAAUGUAUAUAGAUGAAUAAAAAGUGCCGUAUAUUUAUGUUAUAUAUUCAAAUUAAAUUAGUCAUAAGUUUUCAUGUACAUAUGUUAUAUUUAGAUUUAAUCCUUUUAGAUUAAGAUGUUCUUCAUUACGCCAAAGAAGUACGGGUGAUAAUGAUAUUAUGUACUCCACUCUACAUAUGUAUAUAAUUAUUAAACGUCGUAACCUACUUCUUAAAGUUAAGCAAAUAGCAACAACAUGAAUUAGUAUAUAAGUACGUAUAUUAAUAGUGUUUUAAACAAGACAUGUUAUUUAUGUAUAACAGAUCGACUUAGGGACCUUAUGUGAAUUAGUGAAUGAUACUGAGUAUAAUGUGUAAUGAGCUGUUAUCUUUCUCUCAAGGAAAUUUACACAUAGGGAAAUAUAGCAGUUUAUUAUGAACUGUUGUUAGGUACUUCGUUUGAAUAUUGCAAAAGAAUUGCGGUUAAACCACUCUCAAAAUAAACUUUAAAUUGUUUUAAACUAUUUGUAUGUCUGUUUAAUGUAUAAAGUUUUUUUUUAAGUUAUUUUAAGAAAUUUAGAUUUUAGUUUUCAUAUACAUACUACGUAUGAAAUGCAUGUA
Molecule: messenger RNA, 2899 nt
Organism: Lucilia cuprina (Australian sheep blowfly)
Lineage: Eukaryota; Metazoa; Arthropoda; Insecta; Diptera; Calliphoridae
Gene: IKKbeta
Product: inhibitor of nuclear factor kappa-B kinase subunit beta
Exons: 6
Coding region: 176-2320 (714 amino acids)
Biological process (GO): tumor necrosis factor-mediated signaling pathway; positive regulation of transcription by RNA polymerase II; peptidyl-serine phosphorylation
Cellular component (GO): IkappaB kinase complex; cytoplasm
Molecular function (GO): ATP binding; IkappaB kinase activity
Source: RefSeq, a predicted model, not a curated record